Messenger RNA from Seminavis robusta, 2940 nucleotides. NCBI's taxonomy places the organism in Eukaryota, Bacillariophyta, Bacillariophyceae, Naviculales, Naviculaceae. The record is from the annotation of a GenBank genome assembly.
AUGGCAGGGGAGGGAUCUAUGCCUUCUCUAUUGGGAGAAGUUUCACUAUUAGAUGAUCAUGAGCUUACUAAUAUAGUUACGGAGACAGUGGACCUGUCGCUAUUUGCUAUUGGAAGUGCAAGACCUCGAGAAGAGGGCUUAGAAAUCGGCCAAGAAAACGACGCAGAAGACUCGCAACAACAACAGAAUGACUGCUCACAACAGCCCACACAGACAGUUGCAACUGCAAAGAAGAAGAGAGAGAGGUUUGCAUACAAGGGAAAGAGUUUCAAAGGAGGUAGUGAUCUCUUCCUAGAUGCAACAUACAAGGGCUCAUUCCAAGAGAGAUUCCCAGAUGACGAUGUUGAACUUGUGGGAACAAUUGUCCAGUGCCCGUUCAAUGCAAAUGGCAUGAACUAUGGUUUCAAAUGGGCAACCCAUGGCACAGAAGUUGACAGUAAAUGGACCUUGUCGCAGCUGAAAAGUAAUCCAGAGGUCAAAGAAAAGCUCAAGACACUCAUCUUGGCCUAUGAGGCAGAACAGAAGCUGCUGAAUGCUACCCAAGAAACCACUCCCGCGGACGAAUCAAGCCAAGUUGAAGCCAAUUCCACCCCGGCAACAGCCACCAACAACAGCAAUGAGAAAGAGAAAGCAAAGGAAGACUCAGGACCAACAGAAGCAGAUCGCGCAAGGGCAUACGCUGCACUGAAGACAGCAUGUGGCAGUGGGAACAACUCAAGCCAAAGCAGUAGGCAAAGUGGGAAAGAACGUAGAAGGAGAUCAAGGCGAAAGGACAAUGAUGAUGUUGGUAGUAGUGAAUCUGAAACAGAUGAUGGAGAUGAACUCAAUGAAUUUGAAGAUGCUUUCGGCACAAAUGGAAUGGAUGGAUUAGAUAGUGACGAUUCAGGUGAUGAGAUGGAAAAUCAAGCGACCGACAGCACCACAAUCUCUGAUCAGGAAUCCUUCGGAAAAAUUGUGCAGAGGCUUAUCUGGAAAUUCGAAGACAUCCAACCUGGAACUGUUCCGUUCGAGGAAAGCAAGCCCCUGUUGCAGGGAACAGAUGCCAAAACAACACUUAGAGCUGGUGUCAGCAAACGCUGGACAUCCCCAUUCGAAUGCUUCCAACACCUGGGCUGUGACCGUGAGUUCGUUGCCCUGCUGGCACAGCAUUCAAACGACUAUGCCAAGAAAAGUAUCUUCACGAACAGUGGCAACAACAAGAGACUUCACGGGGCUAUUUGGAAGGAUAUAAGUACAAAGGAGAUGCAUAUCUUUCUCGGCAUCAUGCUGAAGAUAUCACUUAUGCCAAUUGAUAUGGGUGGCUAUCCAGCUUAUUUCCGAGACAAUGAUGUGGCAAUCAACUACAACAAGAAGGAACAACCAAGACAAAUAAAGAACACGAAGGGAUGGGCCUAUCAGUACAUGUCGCUUAUAAGGUUCAAGCAAAUCAGAAGCGCUUUUCAUCCUGAAUGCAAGUCGAUGGCGGGAGAAGGAGGUGACAAAUGCUACCAACUUCGCCGCUGUAUCAACACCGUCAACAGAGCUUCUAAGUCCACAUUCGAUGCUGGUUGCUGGUGUUCCUUCGAUGAGGGUGGAGUGGCUUGUCGUUCUCGAUUUUGUCCUUGCAGACAAUACAACAAAGACAAACCAGAUAAGUUUCGUGUCGACUUCUUCAUUUUGGCAUGUUCCACCACGUACGCGAUUCUUCAUUUGGAUGUUUAUCAAGGAAGGAAUGCAGCCAAUAUUGGAAUCCAUGAAUCGAUCCUAGAUCUUCCAACCACUCAGAAAGCAACAAUGAACGCAGUGAUGUCAGCCUUCGGUACUGAACCCAGGGGAGCUAGACACCUUGCACUGGACAAUCGGUACCAGUGUCCAGAACUAGCUGUACUGUUACUCACUAAGUGCAAUAUCUAUUCAACUGGAACUUGCCGUAGGAGAAGGAUUGGUUGGGAUCGGAAAGUCAUGGAUCUGGAAAAGAAAGAUGGCCGUGGUAUGUACAAGUUAGCGGUGGACAAACAGAAUCGGUUGCUUGAGAUGCAGUGGGUUGACAACAAGGUUGUUUCGAUGGUCACAAGUCGCAAUGACACCACAAUCGGAAAGGUAAAACGGCAAGUGGGAUCGAUAAAGAAAACUCUGGAUUGUCCUAACGCGAUCAGGGGGUAUCAAGCAACAAUGUUUGGCAUUGACAAAGGCGACCAAAUCAGAGCACAUUUUGGUGGCUUCUCGACGAAAUCUCACUUCAAGAAAUGGUACAAGAAGAUCUUUCUUGCCCUUCUUGAUUGCAUGUUGUUGAACGGUCUUGUUGCAUGGAACCUAUCAGCUGAAGAAGACAAGUUCAAAAUCCGUACCAAACUGAUUCGGCAUGAGUUUAUGAUGAUUGUCGCAGAGUCCUUACUCGAAUACGACGAACCUGAGCCCAAAGAAGUGAACGAAACUGAUGGCAAAAAGAAUCCCAUGUCACAUCACCGACCAAUGGAAAUCCCCAAAGGCAGCGGAAGGCCUAAGUGCAUUGUUUGCAGGCUCGAGUGUGGGAAUUUCUUUGGCAAGACCAUUGGUGAAGCUGGCAUCAGAAGGAAUGUCAGCACUUGCUCUAUUUGCAAAGUUCCCGCUCACAACUGUGUACCUGCCUCAUCGGACAGAGAGAUCCACAACUUGCCACAGUUCAAGGGGAAAACUUGCUUUGAAAUCGCCCAUUCUCCUGAUGGGCUCAGCUUGUGGCCAAUCAGGGCAAAUUUAAAUCACAAGCACGGCCCAAGAUCCAGCUGUCGUUCAUGCCCAGCAUGGCAAAUGCUACGGGAGAGACAUGGGCUUCCCCCUAAGGAAACACGCAAGCGCAAAAUAGUACACGAAGAGGAUGAUGCUAGCAGCAAAGACGAAGAAGAAAACAGCGGCAGCAACGGCAACAACAAUCACAAGGAACAAGCGUUGGCUUCCAGUGACGACGAAGACAUUUAUUCGUAA